Messenger RNA from Lolium perenne, 549 nucleotides. The record is from RefSeq and is a predicted model, not a curated record. Lineage: Eukaryota; Viridiplantae; Streptophyta; Magnoliopsida; Poales; Poaceae.
AUGCAGUCGCACGACCACGACCACGCCCAGAGGACUAGGAGCAGCGGUUGCCGCGCCAAGAGCACCACACCAAGCGCUCAACCACAGCAGCACGACCAAGGACCAGCCGCGCCGCCGGGAGAGCCUCGGCCACUGCCGCCUAGCCCAUCGUCACCGACACCACCACGGUGCCAGGCAGCUCCGCAGCAAGGCCACCACGCCGCCCGCAGCAUCAGAUCUGGACUCGUAGGCCCGCCUAGGCCCAAGGCCCAAGCCGGACCCAGAUCUGCAGACCGCCGCCACAGGGGCACCAUCGCCGGGCUAACCACCUCCCCGACCUCCGUCGUCGCGUCGAGCCCGUCGCAGGGGGGCGUGGCACUACGCCGCAGCAGAACUGCUGGAGCUCGUCACUACCGCCGCAGGGAAGGAGGCGCCAUCCGGGGAAAAGCCCCGCCGCCGCCGUCCCCGCCCGGGCUUUGCCCGUCGGUGACCUCUGGCGGCGGCGGGGAGAGGGGAGAGAGCGGGGAAGAGCCUUGGAGGCGCCGGCGCAGCCGCCCCCACGUCACCUAG